GGGCUUUUGUGGAAGUUUUAGCUGAAUGGAAGAUGUGAAAUGUUAUUUCCUUCAUCUUGCAUCUUCAGCAUCUUCAGUGCUGGUAUCAAGUUGGCCUGGUGUAACCAAAACAUCACAACAAAGUAUGGCUCUGGUAACACCUUAGGAGUGUAGGAUGAACAAAUGCAAACAACCGUUGAGUGCCUAUCACGAGGCAGCAGUUGAGACUUCAGGCACUCUACCACACAAUAAAAGUCGAGCCAGAAAUACUAAGAUGCAGACAGAGAUAAAGCUGCCCUUUCAAUCCAGCAUUUACUACACCUGCAGCGAUUAGUCUGUGGAACACGUGUCAGCACAGAGGUCAGGUAUAAUGAUACACAGCACUAAAACACUUACUACGUUAACUUUUAACAUAUCAACUGUAAUCUUAAGCAUCCCAAAGCCUUUGACCCUUCCUUUCUUAGUGCAGAUAACGUAGUACCGUAUUUCAAAAAGGCUCCUUAAUCAUUCUAAGUCUGGGAGUUUGCUACCUAUAAGAUGUGAAUUAGUAGGGGGGAAAAAAAAAAUCAUUGCUUUUUUGUACUGACAAGGCUAAAGACUGGCAAAGUAGCUACAAGAGCAAUUGAAAGAAUACCUGUACUGCAGAGACAAGCACUUUAAAAUUAGGAACAUCAAGCAUAAACCCUAGAAAUAGCACUUGCACAUUUUAUCCUGUGCAGCAGGGAAUUCUGGUUCCCAUUGGCUAAGCCAAGCAAGUUAAGGGAAUAAAUAAGUCUGUCUGAACAUAUAAGGACAUGACCCUGCUACACACCAACUAGAGAUCACUGCUGGAAGGAUGCUUCUCACCACUUCCUUCUGCUAAAGCUCUCCUAUGUAGAGAACUUAAAAAAAAAAAAAAAAAAACACCAAAGUGAAACAGGAAGAUCUUAGUCGAAUAAACUGGCUAAAACCAAAUAAGAUACCACAUCCUUAAUAGCACUGGGCUGUUUCUGUAAAUAAAUGCAACUUAGCAGUCAUGUCUUUUUCCAUAUUUCAAGAUGGCAUUAUAAUACAGCCACUGAUUAAGAAGCUCUGCUCAAGGAGCCAGGUUAGUUGUCUACUGCAGAGUUAGGCUGCGUUAUUUCUAAGUAUGCCGUAACUGUGUUAAACACCUCCUUAAACAUGGCUGUCAUGCAAGAGUUGAAUCUGGAGUAGAACAGUAUUUGUACAGCACACCUUUAAGUGUGCUAUACAAUACACCCUAAAGUGCUCUCUAGAUCUAAAGAAUCAAUCUUUCCUGUAAAAGCACUCAUCUCAAUGAGUCAAGUCUCUGCAUGAGUGAAUACUUAAAAAAAAGCUAUAGCAUUGGCAACAAAUACAGGCCAUUCCAACCGUUCUGUCAUCGAAUGAAUGUGAUAACAAAGACAUAGUUUGAUUCUUUCCACUAUUAAGUGAAAACAUCAAGGUAUAAAGCAAAAGUGUUCUAUAAAACAAACAAAAAGCUGCUUAUUUAUGUCAAUGUGACUAUUUUAGAAAACACCUAUAUACUUCUAAGUCUCAAGUUCAGAUUCUUCAAGUUGUCUAUUGCUACAACAGUGAUAAAGGUUUGCUCUAAGCUGCAGCUCAGUACAGAAAUACUCUGACUGUCACACGUAAGUAAUGCUUGCACAAAUAUAUUCAGAUUUUGUAAGAAUUUAGCAUACACCAGUCACAGCCUAUUCCCUGUGAUUCAUACUAGAGCCAAACUGAAACACUGGACUACAUUUCCAUUACACUGUCAGAGUAAUGGAGAAGUACUGAAUAUUUAAUAAAUUUAAUUAUUAGAGGCCACACGUUGCCCUCCAAUAGCUAAAAAAAAAAAAAUCAUAUUGGCAAAUGUCAGGUCUGCAAGAAUAUAAACACCAUUAAAGAAACUGCCCAGAAUGGCCAGGGCUUUCCAUGAAGUAACAAAGACGAGUGUUUCCAAAAGGGCAGCUCCGAUUCUACCCCCAAAAGGACCUAAGAACAUACCCACUACAUCCUGUAUUCAGGUAUAGUUCUGCACUUGUUCAUGUUGAUUUCUAUUCUUUAACUGAACUGAACUGUAGUCCCUUUACCCCAGUAGAAGUACAUAUCCUCCAAUUUUACUUAAAUCUUUCUCAAGCUUUUAUGUCAAGCAUUUAAAUUUCAGUGCAGUAAUCAUUAAUAAUUGAAAUAAUAUGAAGAUGUUAAUUUAUUCAUCAUAUAAUUUCAUAUCAUUUUUACCCGACAAGACCAGCAAAAUUUAGCUAUAACAUUCCUGAAAUAGCUUGUCUGUGUAAGAAGAAAAAAUAGCAGUCAUGUCAUUAUACAAACCGAAUCCAACAGGAAUUUUGUGGCACAAAGACUCCAUUAAUGAGACAAAUGGGUCCAACAAUGAUCAAAGCCUGUGGAAGUUUUUGAGGUAGCAAAGGCAGUGAAAGGCUGACACUUUCAAGAGAAACACUGAACAACCACACGUUAAGAAAUCAGAUCUCUCAGCUUUCGUGCUAUUCUGUUGAACGUCUACAUGACUUACACCUGGAUUCCUGUAAUAUUUACCUCUAUCUCCUGCAGUUGCUCUUGAUUUGUUGCAUACAUUUGCUGUAAAGAUUCUUCUAGUUCGGUGUUGCGGUCCAGUAGCGUCUUCCCGAGCUCAGCAGCAAGGUGAAGAUCUGAACAGAGAAGUCAUUUGCACAUAAGGUACGGAGCCAACGGCAUGAUCUGUUUUUCAAGUAUUUUAACCAAAUACUGAGUGGAAUUAUUAUCUUUUUAAAUGACUGUGGUACCCAAAAAUGAAGUUAGCUUAUAGAUGUAUUGGCCAUUCAGAUGCUGUCUGUAAGGCAAAGACUUAAGCGAGUCCUGAAACCUAGAAGAUAAUCUUACUUCAUGGCCCUUCCUGGGGUCCUCCUUGGGUGCUGCAGCCUUGGGGCAGACGCAGGCAGCCACCUUCUCUUUGCUCCCCUCCUCCUGCCCUGUCCGGAAGCACCUCUAAUCACAGCGUCUGUUAACUAUUUCACUGUGGUCGCAACAGUCAUGUUUUAGAAGAAUAAGCAUAAAAUACUCUUUAAGUGCUCAUCAGGUUAGACUGAGGCCAAAGCUGACUGCAUCCUCAUUUACUGUGCUGUUCUUCCCCAUUGCCCCUUCACCAAGGAGCUCAGGUCGCACAGGAUCAAGAGCAAAAUGAAAGUUCCAGGCACUCGAUGGCGAACUGGUAAUAUCACAGACACAAAACUUAAAGGAAUGCAGCUAUUCUGCCUUUCAAGCUCAUAAACCUAGGAGACAGCAAUUGCUUUAUGUGCUCCAAAACACCAUUUUAAGUGUAAUUUGUUCUCAGGUACUUAAUCUCUAUUUCACUUCAAUCACCUCCGGGGUACAGUGACUGUAGUUGUUUCAAAUUAAGAAAUAAGUCAUCUGAAGACCCAGGUCCUUUCUCAAGGGAAGCAGCAUGAGUAUUGCUAGAGGUUUCACGUUAUUAUGUUUAAAGAGGCAUGCAAUUUAAAAUCUAUCGAAACACGAUGAAAUCAAUCCAGUGUUAUUGCUAAAAUAGUAAUCACUCUGUGCAGGUAUUACAUCUGUUGGAUUUGGAACAUCUUACUUUUCACCUCCUUCCCAUCACCUGGGCCUGACCAGGUUUCUCCUGCACACAGGACAGCCUUGUUAGUUCUCAUAUGGGUAGGAAUAGCAUCACUAAUGGGAAAGAGGCAGAAGGAAGUUCAAGAAAAUCCCAGAUUCUCUUCAAGAAGCCUGGAAUGAAUACAUGAGACAUACUGCACUGCAUCACCCGCAGUUGUAGUUAGACAAGAAAACAUUUUCAGUUCUCAUGUGACUAAGAUGCCCUUGUUUUAAGGUGUUUCUCGUCCCUUUCCUGCCCUUUCCCAGUCCCCUUAUCAGCUGGUUGUUGUAGCAGACAGAAGGCUGUUCCCAGACUGCUUUGUGCUAACCUUCACUUUGGCAGCUUGUCUGAAGUGAGUACUUGGUCCAGAUACAUAAACCAAAGACUGAAUUCAGACCAAACAGACAAGUGUUCCUGCUCACUUGUCUGUGUAAGCUGUAGAUGUCCAGUUCAGGACAAACAACAGCUGUGGUAGUCAUUACACAUUCUUUAAGGUAGGAAACAACGGCUGUAGCUGUCAGACCCUUUGAAUAAUGUUAGUGGAAUUUAUGUACAAGUCACCCUGUACGCAAGGUGUUGCUAGAGCUGGGAGCUGCAUGGCUCACUGCUUUACACUUAGCAGUUUAUCCUCACAUAGCUUUUUUGUUGUAACACCCCUUGUUAAGAAACACAGCCUACUUCAGAGCUUCUUCCCAGGGUUUAAAGUGUUUGGAUAAAGUAACCUUAAGUUUUUCCCAUUUCAAAACAGAACUAAUUGAUUAUCCGUGGAUGGAUCACCUCCUAAGCAGCCGAACACCACGCUGUUCUAUUGCAUUAUGGAGUAGUGGAGUCUUCAAGCCCACUCAGCCCUCCUGUGAACCAGGACUCUGACCCAAAGUUCUCAUUCACAUAAAUCUUCACCACUACUCACUGUCUUUAAAAUCCAUCAACAAUAUUGGAAUCAUUCAAGACCAUUCUUUUAUUUUAACGGAGUAGAACCUAAAGAGCUUUAACAAUCCUCAAUCCUUCUCAAGAUUGAACGUGUAAAGGUAUUACUUGCUGCCAUUUCCCUUCCCAAAGGGAAAGUUUCUUUUUAUGUUUAAAUACAUUUAGAAGUAGACAGUGUCACUCUUAAAUGCCCCCACACCUACUAAAUCAAGAGGCAUAGCCACAUGGUGCUUUGAAUACAGUGCAAAUAACAGAAUUCACUUCACUGUACAUUAAUAAUCGUUCUGUUCAUUAGGAUGACUGAAGCACAGAUGGAUUACCAUGGGAGAAGCCUACUGUUUGGUAAUUACAGCAAUUUGGUUUUGAGGAGGAGAAGACAAGAGUUCAAUAACAUGCAAUGAAACCCUAGCUGCUACCCCAGGAACAGGCUGUCAGUGCCUUCCAUUCGGACUUGAGAGAAGCUAAUCGUUAGGAACGACGGUUGUGGUGCUGGGAGAGCAGUCAGCGAGCUCUGAGCACACCGACCUCUGGGACGGAGCGCUGCCCGCCAGCUCCGGCAGGGAGCCCAUGGGGAGCGUUCACUCGCGGUACGAAGGAGCGAAGUUAAAGCAGCGCGGCAGGAGCUCCGGCACCACGCAGCACCGAUGCACUCCGCAGGUCUUCUGCCCCACCAACACCGACGCGGAAGAAGAGGCUCACGCAGUUGGGAAGAUGAAGUUGGCUUUGGAAAUCCACCCCAAUGCCCUGGCGUACUCCAUGACCACGUUAGGUGCUGGAAUGAUGAACAGUGUCUUUAAUUUCUACUACGUCAAGCUUUUCCUAAACAGAUACAGAAUUUCAGAAGUAGCAUUUCAUCAAGCACAGGUUGUAUUUAUGAUAUGGAACGCCAUUAAUGAUCCACUUUUUGGCUAUAUUCAAGAUAACUCCAAAUUGCCGUGCUGCUCCAGACGCCAGUUUUCAAUUCUCUAUGGAGCUCCGUUAUACGCGUUAGCUUUUUUGCUUCCUUGGUUUCCUUGGAGACAUUAUGAAGAAGGUGACUGGCUGAGUGGUCUUCACCUCAUUAUUGCAUUAUGUGCUUUUGAUGGUUUGCUUACUUUUGUGCUGCUCGCGCAGUGCGCGCUCUUUGCAGAAAUUUCAACAAGACAUGAAAGCAGACUUCAGCUUAUAAAAUACAACCAGGUUGCAACGUUAAUUGGAUCAACGAGCGUUCUCUUUUGUGGCCUGAUAUCAGAUAAUAUGGAAAAUUUUGCUUAUUUUCAGGCUUUUGCUGUUUUGAUUGCAGCGUUAGCGACUGCUUGUAUGUAUUACACAGGCAAGUACAGUACCAGUCAGUAUGAGCAGAGAGGAAUCCCUGCAGAGAACGCUGAUCGAGGAAAUGGUGACAGAGCUCUCUCCUGGUCCUCGGUAAUUUCACUGACCAAACAGAUUAUGACAGAGAAAAACUUUGUAUUUUUUGUUACUAUGAACUUCUUCCAAGUUUUCCACUUAGCGUUCUGCAACAAUUUCAUGAUGAUCUUUGCGGAUAAUCUCAUUCCUAAGGAUGUCCUUUCUUCUUCUCUAAGAAGCAUCAUGUAUGGAGCAGGCUUCAUUUGUCCUCAGUGCCUUGUUCUUCUCAGUCAUGCUUCGUUGAAGAAGUUUGGUUAUUACAGAAUCAUCUUGUUUUCCUUUUACUUUGAAGGAGUAGCCGCUGCUGUUAUGUUUGUUCUAGGACCAGGGCAUUAUCAUCUCCUGGCGUUUUAUCUCACAACAAACAUGGUAAUUGUACAAGCUUCGUUUAGUUUGUUCAAUUUGCCUCUGGCAGAUAUUGUUGAUGCAGAUUUAAUCAAGCACAAGCGAAGGUCACCACUUUCCUCUAUGGUUUUUGGUACCAAUGCUUUAUUUACCAAGCCUGCCCAGUCUUUGGCUCCAAUGCUUGUGGUUACAAUACUGAAUCAAUUUGGUUAUGAGAACUUGAAUAAUGAAGUCGCUCAGCCUGAUCCAAGUCUGUUUUUAGGUCUUCACGAUGCCAUGUUCUAUUUGGUCUGUCUGGUUCCACUUUGCAUUGCAGUCGUACAGAUCCUGACGUGGACUCCCUUUUCAAUCCAGAAUAGUCAUAUGACAGCUGCACACUAAAUAUUUAACUGUUGGUCGUUAAAUCAUCUGAUGAACCAUACCACAAAAGAGUUAGCAUAUUUGAAAUGUGAAAAAGCAAGAUUGCCUUAAGUGGACUGUUAGAUCAAAUACAGUUUGAGCCAUUUCAAUAAUAUUGCACCCUUCUUUGUACUGGAAUAUAAUAAUUCACAUUCAGCCUUAAUGAUGAGCCAAUAUAGAGGGGUUUUUGAGUUCAGUUAUUUAAAUACAUUGUGCUUUAUCCAUAAUUACUACUAAAGUCAUUUUUGGUAUAUACUGGUCACUGUUACCUGCUUUGAAGAAUGGAUAUGGCAGAUCAGGUGAGCGAAUCCCAACUCAGCCCUUGGAAUUUGAGGGAUGUAUGUUCUUAACCUUACUGAAAGGUGGUGGAUGAAUUCUGUCAUAGCUGAUAAAAUGUCACCUGUCUGGGGUUAGUCCAUAAGAGCCCAGAGGGACAUCCCUCAGGGAUGGCAGAGAGAUGAAGAAAAAGAUGUAGCUGGUGUCCAGCUGACCAGUAUCAAUUCAAAUCUGCCAGCUGCUACAGGAAGAGACAGCAGUAAUUAACCACCCUGUAAAAAUCUCUGUAAAACUAAAUAAGAAAAAGAUUAAAAUGUUAUUCAAUUAAGUGUUAUGGAAAAGGCUCCAUACUUCCUCUUUGGCUUUCACAAUGUCUGCACUUGGUGGCAGGUACAUGUAGUUCCUGGCUUUUUGAAUGGGAAAAUUGUUUUGAGGUACAGUGUUGUUAGUUUAUACAAAAUGUCACUGUGGUAAGAAGAACGUUAACAUAUGGAUAUAGCAGUGUUCAGUUCGUUGGGUCAAACCUUAAUACACGCAUUAAGUCAAACUGUUCCUGCUUCGUACUUUUAGAUUGGCAAAUUUGUUUUAUAUGCUCACUGUUUAAUUUAAUUAAUUAAUGAUUCAUCCAGUUGAUGUUGAUUUUUGAUUUACCCUUACAAAAACCUUUUCAGGCAGGUUUUUGAAUGGAUCCUGUGAUUUUUCUAGAAUAAAGUUUUUUUUUAUACAAUUUCAGAAACAUUGAAUCCUAUCUAUUUCACACAUGCUUUCCUAAUUCUCUUGCUAUGAGGGCAGGAGAAAGAAAGCAUAUUUAAUCACACCCAUAAUCAAUCUAAAAGAGAAGUGAAAAACUGGCUUUAAUUGAGGUGGUAGUCUUACUACAAGCAAUAGUGAUAGGAAGUUGACAGUAUUUUAUGAUUGAUAUAACUUUUUUCUCCAUUUUCUGUCAUUCAUUAAACUUUGUUAUCUUUUGCUAAACCAACAUGAUUGUUUUUGGCUAUGAAUCAAGUAAAGGAUGAUCAAAUUCAAAA
Molecule: messenger RNA, 7932 nt
Organism: Gallus gallus (chicken)
Lineage: Eukaryota; Metazoa; Chordata; Aves; Galliformes; Phasianidae
Product: transmembrane protein 180-like
Exons: 8
Coding region: 5066-6610 (514 amino acids)
Source: RefSeq, a predicted model, not a curated record